Molecule: messenger RNA, 1533 nt
Organism: Gossypium raimondii (Peruvian cotton)
Lineage: Eukaryota; Viridiplantae; Streptophyta; Magnoliopsida; Malvales; Malvaceae
Product: purple acid phosphatase 2
Exons: 7
Coding region: 43-1440 (465 amino acids)
Molecular function (GO): metal ion binding; acid phosphatase activity
Source: RefSeq, a predicted model, not a curated record
GUAGUAGGAGUUGCACUCGCAGUGUUGAAGAUAACAGCAAAGAUGAGCUCUUCUUCUUCUUCAGUGAUAUGUUCUUUUGUUAUUGUUUUAGCUUUAUUUUUCAAUUCAUUGUUGUUAUGUUAUGGUGGAAAGACUAGUAUCUACGUUAGGAAAGAGGAGAAAACUGUGGAUAUGCCCCUUCACAGUGACGUUUUUCAAGCUCCUCUUGGUUACAAUGCACCUCAACAGGUUCAUAUAACACAAGGCGACCAUGUGGGGAAAGCUGUGAUUGUUUCAUGGGUGACCCAAGAUGAACCCGGUUCAAAUACAGUGGUUUAUUGGAGUGAAGGUAGCAAAGAGAAGAUGAAGGCAGUGGGGAAAAUUAGUACUUAUAAGUACUAUAAUUAUACCUCUGGUUUCAUUCAUCACUGUACUGUCAAGAACUUGGAGUACAACACCAAGUAUUACUAUGUGGUUGGUGAGGGUACUUCAAUGAGAAAAUUCUGGUUUACAACACCUCCUGAAGUUGGACCUGAUGUUCCUUACACAUUUGGUCUCAUUGGGGAUCUCGGGCAGACUUUUGAUUCGAAUGUAACACUCACUCAUUACGAAAAGAACCCAAAGAAUGGUCAGACCAUGUUGUUUGUUGGGGAUCUUUCGUAUGCUGAUAACCAUCCAAAUCAUGAUAAUGUUAGGUGGGAUACGUGGGGAAGGUUUGUUGAGAGAAGUGCUGCUUACCAACCAUGGAUAUGGACUGCUGGAAAUCACGAAAUCGACUUCGCACCUGAAAUCGGUGAAACAAAGCCGUUUAAGCCUUACACUCAUCGAUAUCAUGUUCCUUACCGAGCAUCACAAAGUACUGCUCCCUUUUGGUACUCAAUCAAGAGAGCUUCAGCAUACAUCAUAGUGUUGUCUUCAUAUUCGGCAUAUGGUAAAUACACUCCUCAGAACCAAUGGAUCGAACAAGAGCUACCGAAAGUUAACCGAACUGAAACACCCUGGUUAAUUGUUCUAAUGCAUUCCCCAUGGUAUCAUAGCUAUAACUACCAUUAUAUGGAAGCUGAAACCAUGAGAGUAAUGUAUGAGCCAUUAUUAGUUCAGUACAAAGUCGAUGUUGUAUUUUCCGGUCAUGUCCACGCCUAUGAACGAUCGGAGCGUAUAUCGAACAUCGCAUACGAUCUCGUAAACGGUAAAUGCAGUCCUGUGAAGGAUCUAUCUGCUCCUAUUUACAUAACUAUCGGCGAUGGAGGAAACAUUGAAGGCAUAGCAAACAACAUGACCGUCCCUCAGCCGGAGUAUUCAGCUUAUCGAGAAGCUAGUUUCGGUCAUGCCAUUUUCGAUAUAAAGAACCGGACUCAUGCUUAUUAUAGUUGGCACCGCAACCAUGACGGGUACGCCGUUCAAGGCGAUUCGACGUGGGUUUUCAACCGAUUCUGGCAUCCAGUUGACGAGUCUCAAUGAGAACAACAUGUAGUUCCCCUUUUGAACUCUUUAUUUUUAGAUUAAAAAAUGCAAAAAAUAUAAAUCAAUAAAAAUUUCCAUUUUUUUUCCUUA